GCGCGCGCCGCCUUUCCUGAAGCAGCUUUAGCGGAACUUGUCCCGGAGGGCGUCCUCACCGAAUGGCGGCAGAUUGGCGACACGCAGAGCGAGCCUGCUGCCAAUGCCGCCGCAAAGGCCGCUGCCAAGGCUCGCCUUCGGAAGCUCGCGGCCGUGUCCCUGCGGCUGGGCACCGGCUCCUUGGAAGGCAUUGGCCUCAAGAUGGCGACCAACGAGGAGCGCACUGCUGCCGCGGGCUUCCUCGUGGAGGGGACGCAAUUUCUGCAGUGGCUCCAAGCGGAGUUCGGGAUAAACCGAGCCAUCGCUACACAGCUCUGGGAGCGGAUGUCAUGGCAGCGUGACGUGGUGAACCAGCAGCGCGCCUUCUCCAUGACGUAUCCCUUUCUGGGAGUUUGCGGGGCUCUUCACCUGGAGGACGUCUGGCCGCUGCACGCAAACCCCGACCCCCUCGGACUCCGCGGCCGCCUCUGCUUCUUUUACACGAGGCCUUCCAUGAAGCGCGCGAUACAGAUCGAGGCAGCCAACCGAGCGCUCGGCAAUCUGCCCGGCUCCAACCGACUCGAAGAACGCCUGGUCGACCGCUUCUAUCACAUCUAUCGCGCGCACGACGUGCAGACUCGCGGUGAAGCUGCCUUCGCUUACCACCUGGACUAUCCAUUCCUUAACUACACUUUCGUGGACGAUGAUGCAGGGGCCGCAAAAGCUUGCUUUGUGGAGAACUUCGACCAACAUGUAAAGCUACAGGAGGAGCUUUACCUCGUCCAGCACGAAGAGUCGAAAAGGCACGGCAAGCUCAAGGGCAAGCACCUCCGCCAUGCUCUUAACUGGCAUAACCUCCUCGCCUCCUUCCAGGGACACGCGCCCGAGGCUUGGCCUACGGGCAUUGCUCUGCCGGCCAUGCGCGCGGCCGCCCUUCUUGGCGAGCAUUGUGAGGCGGUGGCCUCGGAGCUGCGAGCCACUAUAUCCCAGACAGCUCGGGGCGACAAACCUGAUGCUGGCCCCCCUGCGGCCGAUGCUGCGUUGCGCACGCAUGCCGCCCGUAUUGCGCGCUUGCGUGCCCUGCCCUUUCCAGAUUUCUUGGCCGGCAUCACUGCCGUGCACAAGCCCAUCGUCUUGGCCUUCGCGGCAACCGUGCUCCAGAUGCUCACGGUCUGGUUGGACUCCACCUGCCUUCGCUCGCAUUCUAAGCUUCGCGAUGCUGCGCCAGAUGACAACGACGACCGCCUCUCGCUCGCUUGGGAAACCCUCAUCUUCCUGGAGAAGCUACAAUUGAUGGCCUGCGUCCUCUCCACCAAUCCCAAUGGAGCCAAGAAGCUUUUCGCUGUCACACGCCCCUUGGAUCCCGCGGCCGCGUGGCAUGCGUCCCAGGUCGCCUUGUUGGAUGCCCUCCAGGUGCCGCGGGCUGACCAUAGCGCCCCAAGCCCGGAGGCGGUGGUCAACGAGCGGCCCAACUCGGCUCCAGUCUUGUCGUUCGUAGCCUUCGACAUCGACCUGGCGGCCACACAUCUGGACCUCUUGACCGCGUGGACGGCGGGCUAA
This is a messenger RNA of Symbiodinium necroappetens, 1539 nucleotides long. NCBI's taxonomy places the organism in Eukaryota, Dinophyceae, Suessiales, Symbiodiniaceae. The record is from the annotation of a GenBank genome assembly.